This is a messenger RNA of Bubalus bubalis (water buffalo), 3516 nucleotides long. RefSeq names its product lines homolog 1 (gene LINS1). The record is from RefSeq and is a predicted model, not a curated record. The transcript has 7 exons. Lineage: Eukaryota; Metazoa; Chordata; Mammalia; Artiodactyla; Bovidae. The coding region runs from base 1125 to 3410 and encodes 761 amino acids.
AAGGAAAGGUGGAGGUGGGUCCUGUCACCAGUGGUCAGCCUUUCCUUGGAACACAGAAGGUGUAGCGCUUCUUAACCAUGACUGCUUUCUGGAAGCACAAGGCUCAGGUCAGUUUUAACAUUGCCAGACGGAACAAGGUUACUGCUAUUACCAUACUUAUGUUUAUAAACUGUGUGAGAUAUGCACCAUAGAAGUUUGUUUUAUAACUUUAAAAUCUAUAGGAUUCUUAAUAUUUCUGCACUAAAGGACUAGAACAGCACAGCUUUGCCUUAUAAGGGUGACCAGGGGUUGGAAGUCCUUUGAAACAAAGCAAGGGGAAGAACCCACUGCAGAGGGAGGGCGGAAGACCAGGGGCAGGCCAGCGGCCCGUGGUCAAAGUGGGACCCAGUGAAGGAGACCGCGCUCCCUCCGAGACUGCUUCUGGUGAGGAGGGAAGGGGUGAAAGAUGGGCGUUUGUCAGUGGGCCAGGCUAAAGGAGAGAAUUCCAUGGGUUUUGUUAAAGGAUGCAUUUUAAAAGGACAAGAUCAUGACCCAUAUAAAAUGAAGGUGGAACGAAUUUAUUUAACUAAUUAAAGAACUAGCCAAAUGUCACAACCAUUUUAAAAGUUGAUGAACUGUGAAUUUAUAUAGAGAAGGAAUAUUAAAAUGAGUUUACAGAUGGAAGCAAAACUGGGUUUUCCCACUACAGGGAGGGUUACCCUUUCACCAGACAAUUGUGGGCAUGUCCAUAAACAAGAAUUAUUUGCAUUGCUAUUAGUUACCUAUAAUUUACCAAGGUGUAAAAUAGUGUAAAGAAUAUGCCUGCCAAUGCAGGAGACACAGAUUGGAUCCCAGGAGCAAGAGACCCUGGAAAAGGAAAUGGCAACCCACUCCAAUAUUCUUGCUCUAGAGAUCCCAUGGACAGAGGAGCCUGGUGGGCUGCAGUCCAUGGGGUCACAGAAGAGUCUGACAUGACUUAGCGACUAAGCAACAACAACAAAACAGCUCAAAGGCAGUGAAAAGACCAAGCCCCAUCGGAUCAGGUUUUACCGAAGAAACAUCUUAGAGAUUCAUCGCAUUUCCAAGGUUAACAUUUACAAUUUGGAGUUGUUGACCUUCUUCUAAGAAAGAUUUUGGCCAUCAAAAUGAAAACUUUCUUUGAAGCUUUAGAACAAUUAUACAAGAAGGUACUUCUUGGAGCCACACUUGAAAAUGACAGCCAUGAUUACGUCUUUUAUCUCAACCCAGCAUUUUCAGAUCAAGAUUGUUCUACAAUCACCUCCUCAGAAUGCUCAGACGCCCCCGAUGUUCAGGACAAGCAGGACCCAUCCUCUGUCAGUUUGUCUACCUUUUCUGUAGCACCUGUGUGUUUGCAGAGACAUUCUCUGAUGAGCAGUACCCGAGAAAUAAUGCUCCUUCAGUUAACAGUGAUCAAAGUGAUGAUAACCAGAAUAUUGUCUGUGGAAACUGAAUUCCAUGCAAAGGAGAAAUACAGAGAUAUAAUUAAAAUUCUUUUAAAAUCAUCUGACAUCGAAUCUCAAUUGACCUGUAUGUUCCAAAACUCGGAAAAAUUGUUAUCUCACAUGGCUGCAAAGUGUCUUGCACUAAUUCUGUAUUUCCAACUGAAGGAAAAGAUAACAUUGAGUAAUUCCUGGAUUUCUUUUUGCCAAAAAAAUAUUUCUGAAUAUUCUGAAAGUAAUAAAGUAGUAUACUGCCUCUGGAUACUUACCUUUGUAAUUAAAGAAAUCUUUAAAGAUACAUCUUCACAAAAAACAGAAAUUCUAAAACAGUUCCUGACUCCUUUUGACACUCUUUUUGAAGUCUUUUACAAUUCCUUAUUUUCUCAGCAUUUUGAAAACCACCAAGAUGCUUCUAAACUAAUAAACAGUUUGAUAUGUUUCCUGGAAUUGCUUGAACUUCUUAUAGCCUCCAGAAUCUACCUGAAGUUACAUUUCACUUGCCAGAGGAUUUUAUUUUUGAAACCUUCUUGUGUGCUUGAUGUUAUUACCUGGCCUAUUCAGGCUUUUGUCAAAAGGAAGUUGAUCAUCUUCAUCAAAAAGUGCCUUCUGUGCAAAGUGGGUGAAGACCUUUGUCGGGGAUCUGUCCCUGCCUUCAUGCCACCAGAUAAUCCUUUGGACGUGGACCUGUUAGCUUUGGCCAGUGCUGUUCUGCAAGCUGUGAAUUUGGGUUUGUUGAGGACGUUGUCUGUCUGUGGAAAACGUUCCUGCUUUGGAGGUGGUGAAGUCCUAGCUGGAUAUGAGCGUGCCCCUGGUCCAGAUCAUGUGAUUCUUAGAGCAUUGAGCUUACUUAUCAUAAGAUCCUUAGAAAUCAAGUUUCAAAAUUGUGCUUCAGCAAAUGAAAUGAAAGUUGAUUACCAGAGGUUCAUGUCUGAGUUACUGACCUUCUUAAAGCCUCACCUUCAGCCCUGUCUGCAAUCACACAAUCUCUGUGAGUGGUUGUCUAGGGUCUUCAUAGAACAAGACGAUGACAUGCUGGAGGCUGCCAAAGCAUCGCUGGGCAUCUACCUGAAGUUGACCAGAGAAUGUGAAGCUACUGAAAGCUUGACCCAAGAAAAAGAAAUGUGGAACCAUCACACACAUGAAAAUGGCUAUAAUCCCCACUGUAUUUUUUUAUUUUUAUUAAAAAAUAUAGGAUUUGAUUCUACUGUUCUUCUUGAUUUUUUGAUUUCAUCAGAAACUUGUUUUCUUGAAUAUUUUGUUAGAUACUUAAAAUUAUUGCAAAAAGACUGGGAUAAUUUUUUCACCAUUUGCAACUAUUUUGAUGUAACUGCAUCUAAAGAUAACAUACAUAUUUGUUGUAUCUCCUCACUUAUCCAAGGUAGAAAAAGCAGCGCAACAGAAGCUAGUCCUUUGGUUGUUGUUGGUAGUCACACAGAUGCUCAUUCUUGGGUCUCCUGGGCUUCUGCUGCUUCUUCUGAACCACUGAACCACGGUAUAACGUUGGAGAAGGCCCACACCAAGCUCCAGGCUAAUUGUCUUUCUACCCCAGGAGCUUCUCAAAGUCUGGUAGAUUAUGACAGCUCUGAUGAUUCUGAAGAAGGAUCCACAAGCCUGUGUUUAGUAAACAGCAGGCUAACGUCUUCACACCAAGAAGCAAUGAAGAAAACUCAGGACACAUUUGGAGCAAGUGGGGAUAAAAAAGAACUUGGCCCAGAGUCUCAGUCAAGGCCUCUGGUUACCGAAGAAUCUAAUACCCUGUUCUCUGUUUAUUGUGACAUAGCCCCAAAUAACCCAAAUAACACUGCUUCUGAAGUGGGAAUAUCUCACAGAACAGUAAAGUGCUUUGAAGAGCUACAAGGUGCCAUUUACCGUUUGCAGAAGAAAAAUCUGUUCCCAUAUAAUCCAACAGCACUUUUAAAGUUGUUAAAACAUAUUGAGACGAUAUAUAAUAAAAGUAUGACCCCUUCGUAAAACAGUGACAUUUUAUUUCCAGGAACUGUUUUUCCUUAAUAUAAUUGUGCCUUAAUGAGAUAACAGUAUCAAAAAUAAUAAAUAAACCUCAAAAGAGUUUUCUAAA